ACAACGGGGUGCUUUUACUGAAAUAGAAAACAAUAAAAUUCAACCUUUGAACAACAGCUGUCGCCAUUUUCUUCAUUGAAACUGUUUUCUUUGUUUUCAGAGAGAAGAUUAUUGCUGUCAAAAUAGCCUUCCAUAUAAUAGAGCUUCUUCGCUGUCUUGCGUUUGUUUCGAUGACUUCUUUGAAACUGUUUCUCGUAAAUCAAGAAAAGCUGUGUUUCUGUUCUUUAAGCAGCUAAAUCCAAUCAUUUUACUUACUCCUGUUUCCAUUCGUUGGUUUCUCUUUGAACAACGUAAUUUGCACGAUAAAAAUUAUUUCUUUCAACAGAAAUCUGUUCCUGCUUGCUGCUUCCAUCUGGUUUCCAGUGUGACUGCUUUCUUUGUUUUGGGGAUUUUUUUUUUUUUGUUGAGAGAAAAGAUGGCUGAUGUGUUAGCCAAAUCAAAUCUGUUUUCUUACAUCAAUCCUCAUCAACACAGUAAAGGCCUCUCUUUGAUCCCAGAAAGCUGUGCUGGUUCAUGUUCUAUGAGGGGUUUUCCAGUGAAAUUGAAAUCGCAUGCUCUGAGACUUUCUUCAUCUUUAAACAGUGAUUUUAAUAGAAAGAGAGUUGUUUUCAAAGAGAAUAAGGGCUUGCCCGGAAGAGGAAAUUCUUCAAAGGUCUCCAUUAAAGCACGGCAUAUCGGCCUUAUAGGGAAAUCACAAAAGUGGUGGGAAAAGGGGCUGCAAACAAACAUGAAAGAGGUGACCUCUGCACAAGAUCUAGUAGACUCCGUUUUGAAUGCCGGGGACAAACUUGUUGUUGUUGAUUUUUUCUCUCCUGGUUGUGGUGGCUGCAAAGCUCUCCACCCCAAGAUAUGUCAAUUUGCAGAAAUGCACCCAGAUGUGCAGUUUGUUCAGGUGAAUUAUGAGGAGCACAAAUCCAUGUGUUAUAGUCUUAAUGUUCAUGUGCUGCCGUUUUUCCGGUUUUACAGAGGAGCUCAUGGUCGACUUUGUAGCUUUAGCUGCACUAAUGCCACGAUCAAGAAAUUCAAAGAUGCUUUGGCUAAGCAUGCUACUGACCGAUGCAGCCUCGAGCCAACGAAAGGGUUGGAGGAGAAAGAACUCAUUGCAUUGGCUGCUAACAAAGAUCUUUCCUUCAACUACACACCAAAACCACAGCCAACACAUGUCCCUGGCAAAGAAGAAUUACCAGUUCCAGAUUUAGUCAGGCCUCACACAAUCUCCGAUCUCCCCUUACCUCUUCCUUCAACAACCUUAAACUCUACUCAAGACAGUAAAGAUAAACCAUUGGUUGCUUCCGGGAGAUGAUGUUUGAUGUGAUUAGUUUUUGCCAACCCCAACUUCUUCUGUUACCCUUGUACAGCUCCAUGUUGUGUUCUUUCUUUCAUGUAAAAUCAUACUGUAUGUUUGUUCCAAAGGAAUUGCAGGCGCUUGGAUUUUUCUUUUUUUUUUUUGGAUCCUAGCCUGUUAAUCUCAAGGGUAUUUAAAGAGCAAAUCUUUUUUUGUUUGUUGGUUUGCUCUUGUUGAAGGCAAGCCCUUUGUGGUUGUAAAUAUAAUUUGGCUAGAGUACUUGUACUACACUCGUAGUAUGUGAUAUGAAGAUGAUUUUGCUUUUA
This is a messenger RNA of Mangifera indica (mango), 1611 nucleotides long. Its product is annotated as thioredoxin-like 1-1, chloroplastic. The coding region runs from base 416 to 1303 and encodes 295 amino acids. Gene Ontology annotation, biological process: cell redox homeostasis. Lineage: Eukaryota; Viridiplantae; Streptophyta; Magnoliopsida; Sapindales; Anacardiaceae. The transcript has 4 exons. The record is from RefSeq and is a predicted model, not a curated record.